AUGAAUAGAAAGAAUCAGUACUAUGAACGGAAUCAAUACCAGUAUUGUAAUCUUCAUUCACCUGCUAAUCUAAGAUCAAUGGAAGUAAGUCAAUAAUGUCGUAGUUUCCUUUGAGGUAGGAAACUGAUACUCAAAUACAUCUUUCAUCCACAAGUGGGACACAGCAGUCUUGAAUUAGAAUCAAUUGUCUCAUUUGAAAGUUCAUAAAAUAAUACGAAAUAACAUUUUGAAAGGUUUGAACCCAGGAGUCAUUUCAUAAGUAGGUUGAGUAUGAUUGUCUGGGUGAACGUAGUCCUGAAUAAGGACUGUUGUUGUUGACAGUGACUGACGUUUCGACAGCCUGUGCGGUAGUCACCUUCAGAGUCAAAGAAGAUAACCACUGCACAGGUUGUCGAAACAUCAGUCACUGUCAACAACAACAGUCCUAUUCAGGACUACAUUCACCCGGACGAUCAUACUCAACCUACUUACGAAAUAACAUCAUUUAUCAUUGUUUUCUGAUACUUAUCUAUCGAUAGUGAAUUAUCUAUUAGAUAACAGUACCCAACGUUUGAAGAACCGGCUUAGAUGGUGCUGGAAACCAUUGAAAACUAUACGUAAAAUCUUGGACAUUUUUGAGAUAGAGCAAUGUCUUUCUAGACAUUCUCAAAAAAGUCUAUUUGAAAGAAUCUUUUUUUGUCAUGUGGUUCGAUAAGCUCUGUAUUUUGUGCGUCUCAGUCGUUUGCUUCAGAUCGCAUGUACGUAUGACUAGCCAUAUUUAUGCUGCCAAGGAAAUAAGGGGCUCAGUAAUAUGAUUUAUUAUCCUCAGGGCUCCUGCUCCUGUUAUUGAUAUUGCUGUUUUAGGUAAAUUCUGUGCUGAAGUCUUUUCUUAGUGUCUUUACCCAUGCAGAAAAGAAGAUAUCAAACAAUUUCAUCUGGGAGCAUAAAACUCAUCGCAGUACUCGCAUUUAUGAGGCUUAUCUCUCCCGCGUAGUUUCGUUCGUGUCCCUUUCUAGCGAAAGGAUCACUAAAGCCCCUUCCGCAAUGGUUGUAUUCAAAAGUUUAAUUCCUGUGUGUUUUCUUUCAUGCUUCAUCCAGUCGGAAGCGCUCAUCGGUAUUGCAAAGUUCCCACGGAUAAGGGAUUUCUGUCGUGUGAACUCGCUGGUGUAUCUUUUAAUUUUUUAGAGGAACAAAAUACUUAUAACAAUGCUUGCACUUAUGAGGUUUGUCUUUCGUGUUAGCACAAGUAAGCUUUGUAAAGUUCGUGUUUCUUUCAUUGAGCAAUUUAUGAAGUAAUGUACAUAUUUUAACAUUAAUCGCCGGGGUGCAAAGAACAAUUGACACAUCACCAGAAAUUGAAAUGAUAUUAUCAAUAUUGUAAGUUAAAACUCUUGGGUAAGGGUUGAGUUCAUGAAGCAAUGUAUAUUACUUAACAUUAAUCGUCGGAGUGGGGAGACCAAAUUACACAAUAAAAAAGAAACUUCACUUUACUUUGACACUAGACGAGAGCAGUAUUACUGGCCCACAAUAGGCCAAUUUUACGAUUACGACAAUUGACUACAACUAGCAGAAUUCAUUUCGAUUUUGCUUUCUUAUUUUAAUUUGUCAAUCCCGCUGAGGUUUAAAAAACAAUUUCCUCAGUCUGCACAAGAAAACAACAAACUGAAGCAUUCUGAUAGUUAAAGUAAAAUGACGUCAUCGUGCCAUUGUCCUAUUGGUCGUCACCCUCUAUCUCGGAUUAUAUUAAUUAAACCUUUAUCAUAUUCUUAACAUAAAGCUCAGCUAUCUGUAUCAAGCCCCUGAUGACCGCUUAAUAGAUAUGAAAGUAAUAGGAGAACAUUCGUUGAGAUGGCCAAAAGCGCAGGUGACCGCGGUCGCUUAGAAAUAUAGGUUUAUUUUAUCAUUCUAUUAGUUACCGCACUCUUAAUAGGUGGCCCCUUAAUGGAGAUUCAACUAUAACAAUAAUGAAAAAAAAAAUUAAAAUAAAAUAAAUAAACACAAAGCAGCAAAGCUUUACUUUUACGUCAGCCUGGGUUUAAAAAGUAAUACAUCACUUAACACACAUUGCCGAGGUGAAAUUGCAAUCACCCUAAUGACACAAUACAAAAGAUUGAAAAGACACCUCCAACAAUUUAAAAAAAAAAAUGCCUUAAAAGGCAGAGAAUAUUUAAGAAAAGAGCGGGCGGAGAUUUUCAAGGUCUUGGAAGUCAAGAAAUCAAAUUUCGAUUUAAAGGUAAGAAUUCAACUGACGAUUCAGUUUUUUGGUUUGUUUUGAGUUGUUUGGCUAUGUUUUAAACGCUGUUUUCUGAAUCGAAUUUCUCAGCAAAUUAAGAGGAUAUUUAAUAUGCUUUUAAAACUAAAGGUGUAUUUGCUUGAUUGACUUCAAAUUUGAAGGGAAAUUAGUUUCAACACUAAAAAUAUAACAGGUUUCUUUCAAACAAGUUAAAAAGCAUUUCCCCUCUACAUUCUGUUAACUAGAAGUAGCGCAUUGUGUCUGGCUCUAAUUCAGCUGUACAUUUAUUUUGCCAUCGGUUGUUUCAACCAGUUCAUAUAUAUGGGAAAGGUAUAUAUGGCUCAUCGUAUCUUUUAUCAAAACUCGAAAUAACCCUCCUGAUUCACAUUGUUCAACUACAGUAUUGUCGUAAGAAAUAAGAGCGAAAUUCGACAAAAUUGAAAAUCGCCAAGAAAUUUCGUUGAGCCACACUCGAUCUUUUAUUGAAUCAAACGAAAUUUCGCUGCCAUCUUGGCUAAAUUUCGCAUCCACUGAAGCGAGACUUCGUUUUUCCGAAAUUACGCCUUAGCAAAAAUUCGCCCCGGCGAAUUAAUUUUAUCAAAGCGAAAAUCCGCAUUGAUUAAAUUUCAGUGGCAUUAAAAGCGAAGACAGACGGAAUGUAAAGAGAAACUUUGUUGGGACUGUUAUUUUUACUGUUAUUUUCGCUGUAAUUACAAGGAUCGCUCAAAAGAAAGUCAAUCGAAGCUGGCCGCAGAGUUCGUUGCGACAAAUUUCGCUGAGGCAGACGUUCGCUGCCAUUGCGAAAAUCGCUUUUUUAAAAAAUUCAGUUAUCCUCUCCUCCAUAGGCUAAAGGAUCUAGUUAAUUAAUAUCGUUUUGUUGAACUCUUUUUCAUAACUUAAAGCAUUUAAGGGAGAGCGCAAAGUGUGACUCGAAAACGUAUUUUUUGGACAGAAUCUCUACCAUAAUCAUGCUUGAUUUCAUGCUCCUACCCUCUCCUUUUAUCACGAUAAAAUUAACUUUUUGAUUCAAUUUUACAAUAUAAUUUUGUUUGUGACGAAAAAAAUCAACGAUAAAAAUGUAACAUGAAGUACUCAAGGACUUCAUGCUUCGUCACUUAUCGUUGAUACUUCUUUUAAAACGUACACGAAGUAUUUUACCUGCUGUUUUAAAUGUAAGUUUCGUCAUCGUGUUGCAACAUGCUGACUAACUCUUAGCAAAAAACAGCCAACAUUUCGCGGCGCAGCCAUUGGUUUUCCAGCACAGGUUUCCCUGUGUAACAAGCGCAGAAAUUCCAUACUGAAGACGUGUCACUGUGCAGAUCUACUAGUACUUCUGCCAUUGGUGGUGUUGCAAGGGAAAUUUGCUUCAACCAAUCAGAAGCACUACCCAGAUCAUGGUAGUAACACGUCAUCACUAUGGAAUUUCUGCGAUCGUUUCUCAGACGUCAUUUCGAGAGGAAACCAUUGAUGGGGACUCGAAACGUUGGCUUUUUUCUCAGGCUAACAAAACCUAAAAUCACUACAAAGACAUUUCUUAUAUCAACUGUUCACUAGACACAAUAACGUCAUCUGCACUCCAAAGAUCAAAGCAGAAAAUGGAAGGCGGACUUACCAAAUCCCAGAUUACCAACUGCAUUCUUUCCAUCUUUGGAAUCUUUGGAAACACGCUGACUAUUCUAUUGUUUGCCGGUGACAAAAAGCUGUUGAAAAAGUUCCACAACGUUUUUAUUCUUUGUCAAUUUCCGAGCCACCUUUAACCUUGGGAAACUAAGGAAAGCACACGGUCCGAUGUGAUAAAACUAUUAUUCUCCUGCAAAUAAACUCAAUGAAACAUUUGAGACUUCGCACUUGGCCUAGCUUUGGUAACGGAAAAGAUCUUUUGUACCGGUAAAACACUUGGGGGCGGUUUGAGUGUAUGAAGUAAUGUACAUCACAUAACAUUAAUUGACAGGGGUGUAGAGGAUGCCGCCGGACCAAAUGACACAACACAAACAGUUGAAAUGACACUAACAUAUUGUAAGUUGAAACACUUGGGUACUGCUUAGGUUUAUCAAGUAAUGUACAUCAUUUAACAGUGUGAAGGAUGCAGAGCUCAACAAAUGACACAAUACCAAAUAUUGAAAUUGUAAGUUAAAACACUUGGGUACGGCUUAAGCUGACGAAGUAAUGUACAUCACUUAACGUUAUUUGCCGUGGUGCGAAGGAAAGUGCACUUACCAAAUUAGAGAAUACAAAAGAUUGAAAAGACACUAACAAUGAAAUAAAUAACAAAUAAAUAAAUAAACAAGAGCCGGCAAACGUUUCCUUUUCGUCUGGAAUUUAUGAAGUAACGUACAUCCCUUGUAAAUAGAAUAGGAAAGAGCCGGCAGAGGAUAGCAAGCAAACACUGCUUUUAAAGGUCUUGGAAGUGAGGAAGUUAUUCGUGCGUUUUGACCUAAAGGUAACUCAACUGAUUAUUCAGUUUGUUUGUUUUCUUAACGCUGUUUUCUGAAUCGCAUUUCUCCCGCAACGGAGAUAUCUAAAAAGCUUUUAAAACUAAACAUGUUUUUGCUCGAUUGUCUAGCCCUGAUCUUCAAAGUUGAGGGGAAGUUAGUUUAAAGACUAAAAAAUAAAAAAGUGACAGGGUUUUUUCCAAAAAAAAAAACAAAAAAAAAGUUAAAAAGCAUUUCCCCAAUGACUUCUCUGAAACUGGAAGUAGCACAUUGUGCAGUCUACCUCUAAUUCUGCUAUAAGCUGAUUUUGUUGCCGAAAAUAGUUUCGCCUUGGGGAAAAUUCGCACUAGCGGAAUUUUAGCAACACGAAAUUUUGCUGGCAAUAGAAGCGACGGACGGAAUGUAAAGAGAACCUUUGUUGGGAUCGUUACGUUCGCUGUGAUCGCUUAAAAGAAAAGUUAAUGGUAGCUCGUCAAAGAGGUCGUUGUGACAAAACUCGCUGAGGCAGAAUUCUGUUCGCUUCCAUUGCGAAGGUAAUUUUAAAAAUACUUAAGUUAUUCUCGUGUCCAUACCCUAAAGGAUUAGUCUUAAUAAUGAAUUCACUAGUUUUCACAGUAAGGCCAGUUGAUUCCGCUAUAUGAAUUCACUAGUUUUCAAAGCAAGGCCAGUUGAUUCCGCUAUCUGAUUUAUCGUUUAGUGAUGCCGGGUGUUUUGUUUUUAACUAUUUUAACUAUUCUCGUCUCCAUAACCUACUGGAUAUUAAGCCCCAAUAAAGAAAUAGUCUUGUUUUCACUCCAAGGCUAGUUUAAUAUAAUGCCGAUGUCUACUGAUUGACUCCGCUAACUAGUUAAGUGAUUUUACGGUCAUUGCACUUGACUUGCGUCGUGAAAAAUAGAGGCACCGAAAGUUCGCCGCUUUUUCGCCCAAAACGAAAGGUCGCAAUUUGCUCGCCCAUAUUAAAUUUCGGCGAAGUUCGUUCUAAUUUCUUUUGCACAAUACUGUAAGUCACCCAAUUAUCGGCAAGUCCAAAGGAUGUAUUGCAUUAGAAACCAUUAUUGUAAAAGAUAUUAAACACAAACAACAAUUGGCAACAUUUGUUCGAAAGGUCUUUGACAAAUAUCAAGGAGAGAAAUUACCAUUCAAGAAAAAAAAGAUAACUAUAAUAAUAAUAAUAAUAAUAAUAAUAAUAAUAAUAAUAAUAAUAAUGAUAAUAAUAAUAAACAAUAAUUCAUGAUAUCAUUUUGAUCGAACCUUUUGCAUAACUUUAAGAAUUUCUUAUGUACUACUCCAACUUUUAAGGGGCGAGUCCAAGUCUGUUACUAAAGUUAUAUGUUUUUUUCUAUUUUUAUGCAAAUAAAGUCAUUGACUCACGAAAGGCUUUACAUUUAGGCUAGUUUUUGCAUCAAAACACUUGGCUAUCUCUUAAGUUUAUCAAAGGCUGUGCGAUCACCACAUGACAAGACAAGCUGUAAGGACACUGAAUAACAAAACAACAACAACGACAACAACAGCAAAGUAACCCUUAUGGAGAAGAAAAUAAGAUAAAGAAAAAAAAAAGAAAGAAAAUUAUAGAGUUUGCUGCUUUGUUUGACUUUAAUGGUUAAAGAAUUCUCUACACAAAAGAGGACGUAAAAAUUGUGUCCUCGAUUAGUACUUUGAUGCUGAAUAUAUUGACACUCUUAUAAAAAGUGCAAAUGGAUUACACAACGAUCACCAAAUGUGCCAAUUUAAAAUUUUAUAUAUUUUUGCGUCUAAAAACAGCGAGUAGUCUAUCAGUUUACUUGAGCAGCGUUUUACAUAGAGACAAAACUGAUAAUGCACACUCACAAUUUUCCACCAAUUGUGAUAAAUGGCAAGGAACUAUCAGUAUCAAACAGUGUAAAAAUCCUAGGAGUCACUAUUAGCUCAGAUUUAAAAUGGAACGAACACAUCUCAGAGUGCAUUAAGAAAGCGAACAAGCGCCUUUAUUUUAUUGUUCUUCUAAAGCGCGCCAACGUUCCACUGAGCGACAUUGUAAAUUUUUACUGCACCGUGAUAAGACCUGUUUUAGAGUACUGUGCGCCAGUUUUCCACCAUGCGCUUCCACAGUAUCUUAGUGACGACAUCGAACGAGUGCAAAAGAAAGCGCUAUCCAUCAUUUGUCCUUAUGCGUCGUAUUCAGAAUGUUUGGUCAGGUUCGAUUUAGUAACCUUGCACGCUAGACGCGUGGCUCUGUGUAGCAAGCUUUUCGAGUCUAUCACGUCAUGCCCGGAUCACAAACUCGUGCCUAUCUUACCUCCUAAGAGAGAACACAGACAUAAUCUAAGACAGUCCAGGGCUUAUGCCAUGCCCCGUACACAUACAAAUCGUUUUAAGAACACUUUUAUUCCAAGUAUGUGUACAUAAAUUUUUAGACUAGUUUGUACAUAGUUAUAUAUAGAGAGUUUUUCGCAUUUUUAUAGAAAUGGUUUUUGUUAUAAUUUCAAUUAGUAUUUAUUUUUUUGGAAUUUAUUUAUUCUUAGUUUUAAGUAAUUGUAACGCAAUUCAGUCUACGGACUGCCAUGUUCGAUAUUUUAAUAAACUAUCUAUCUAUCUAUCUAUCUAUCUAUCUAUCUAAUUGACAAAAAAUAGACAGUAAAAUAACUACCUAAGAAAAACUAACAAUCUGACAAACUGAGUUUUUCAACUUGCUAAGUCGUGAAAUUCAACGAAACAGUGCAAGUAUCAGUUUGUUUGGCAAAAGACUUAAAAAAUUCCUUCUUUCUUAGUCAAAUAUACUCUUUGUUGAGCUACAUACAUUUUCUUUUUCGUUUCUUUUCUUUACUUUUAAAAAUAACCCAUUUUUCAUUCAGUAACCUUAACUCACAUGGUGUAACCUAUAGUUCCAGAAAGCCUAUACUGUAUAAGCCCCCAGCUUCUAUGUAGGCUUCCUCGUCAUUGCCACUUUAAACAUUUAAUUUUGUAAAUAAUCUAGCUAGAAUAGUGUAUAUUAUCUUAAAUGUAUUAUAAAUUUCUUGUAUAUUGUUGUUGUAUCAUAUGUGGUUAAUGACAAGUGAAUGAAUGAAUGAAUGAAUGACCCACAGUAACAUUUCUUCUAUGAACUAUUCACCAGACACAAUAACUUAACCUCACCUACUCUCCCCUGAUAAAAGAAGACAAUGGAAGGUGGACUUACCAAAUUCCAGAUGACCAACUGCAUUCUUUCCAUCUUUGGAAUCUUUGGAAACACGCUGACCAUUAUGGUGUUUGUCCGUGACAAAAAGCUGUUGAAAAAGUCCCACAAUGUUUUCAUUCUUUGCCUUGCCAUAGCAGAUGUGCUGACCUCCAUCCUCGUGCUCACAAGCCGGGGCUUUGGCCUUGGUGACCUCUAUCCUCGUCCAACUAACAUAGUUCUAGGUGAGAUCUUCUGCCGUUUUUUCUGGAGCCGUGUUUUUAUCUUUCAGCUCGUGUUUUUCUCCGUUUACAUCACAUUGCUGUUAGCAAUAGAGCGGUGGGUUGCUGUUGUAAAGCCUUCUAAAUAUCAAAUGGCCUUCAAGGGAAAGAGACUUACUGGAUACAUCGUGUUCUGUUGGAUCUGGUCAUUUAUUCUCAAUUGGACGGGGAUAGCUGAUGCCAACUUUGAACCAAAUAAUUCACCCUCCAAAGACGUCUGCGUAUUCAGAUUCGUUUUGUCAGGCUCUUUCUCCCGCAAAUUCCAACUUGUAUUCAAUAUCUUCUUCAAGAUGUUCCUUCCUUGCCUUUCCAUGAUUGGAUUGUACGUCCACAUGAUCGUGACGACGAAUAACUCCCCAGUUGCGUCUGCGGAGAGCAAGGCCAAACUACGAGGAAAGAUGACAAAAAUGGUCGGUAUUAUGGCCUGUAAUUUACUCAUAACUUUCUCCCCAAAUCAAUUUUUUUAUACCCUUGCAGUUGUGGGAAAAGCACAACUAGAUACUCCACUCCACCAUUUCACAGCUUUUCUCCUCUUCACUACCAUCUGCGUUAAUCCACUUAUUUAUGGAAUAAGCAACGCCAAUUAUCGCCAGCGCUACAAGAAGCUUUUGUUUCGCGCAUGUUUCAAACGGUUCUCGGAGGACGCCAAUAUCCCUCUGAGGUUUGUGAGAGUUGGACCUGCAAGAUCAGAACCACCUGCCACGAAUGUAGAGAAUAUUACUGACAGUCAAACUUAAUUGCUGCAUGGUUAUUUAAAAGAAUGUGUAUAUUCCCAACCAGUGAAUGGUUCAUCCUCGGAGACCCAGGGGCAGUCAGUCGGGCCGGGAGAAAAGGGGCGACGAAAGUUCUCAAGCACGGGCGGAAGAGCCCCUGAGUACCGACUCUCACAGGACCAUUUCCAAACGGUCAAGCGAAUGCUGGCUCCUGAUUGGGCACAAAAAAUGCUUUGUAUUAUUGUGCCCAAUCGGCAAACACCAUCUCCUGAGUUCUUUAUGCGAGUUCGCACAUGACGGCAAUUGACUCGAUCACAGCUUGUCUGGCUCAUGCACCGAAGAAAUGCACGCAGUCAGGAAACUUUCAGUUUGAUAUAAACUAUCCAUUUCAAAAUACUGUCUAUCCGAAAACUAAAGACGCUUUUCCGAAAAUACAAGCUUGAGCUUACAACAGGUAUUCACGCUUGCAUCGAUCACGUCUUGGUAAAUAUUAGGAAGUUCAAGAUACCACGACUACUGACAGCCACGAAAACGUCGCAUGAAAAGUGAAUUCACAUUUUUUAAGUCUCUAUCGUGAUUAUUCCAACUCGCUUACUUUGUUAAAUAAAAGCGAACUCUUCUGGAGCUGAAUUUCUAAAGAGAAAGAAAAUAGGUGGUUUUCACGUUACGUCAUCGCCGCCAUGCUGGUGGAUGGUAAACAAAAGAUCGCUCGUUAGCCCGCUUUGUUUGUCCACCAGCAUUUGUUCAUUUCACCAUUGUUAUUUGUGUCUCCCGAGAUUGCAUGAAAACCAUCUAUUUUGUCACUCAUUGCUUGUUUACGUCCUUCACAAAACGUAAAACUAGGCUUUUUCACGUGGUAGUCCUCCAGUGACGGCAAAGAAAUGUACAACAAAGCGUGAUGCACGUGCAAAGUUGUCGUUUUGCCUUGUCAGUCAAGCUAUUGCUUUUUUUGACUUCUUGUCCGGCGCCGUCGCAUCUUAAACUUCCUAUUAUUUUAAUACGAUACAUUGUGAUCCGUCAGAAAAAUAAUUUUCUCAGUGCAAAUUAAAUUGCUCCUGCUGAUAGCAUCCGAAACGUUUUUCGGCUCAUCGGUAGUUCCUUUGUCUGGUUAGGAAAGCUUGGUGAACGAACCGGGCAACUGUGGCGAGAUAAUAGCGGUAGUGUACGAACUCACGAAAAUAACUCAGGAGAAACUGUUCGCCGAUUGGACGCAAUAAUACAAAGCAUUUUUUGUGCCCAAUCAGGAGCCAGCAUUCCCUUGACCGUUUGGAAAUGGUCCUGUGAGAGUCGGUACCCAGGGGCUCUUCCGCCCGUGCUUGAAAACUUUCGUCACGCCCAUUCUCCAGGCCCAGCUGACUGCCCUUGAGUCUCCGAGGAUGGUGAAUGGUUAAGUAAAGCCAAAGUAGAAUAUAUAUUGGAAUAUAUUGGAAUAUAUUGAAAUAUAUUGAAGACUCAAACGUCAAGAUCACGUGUAAAUAGCAUUUAAGGCAGUCAUUUAAACAUUGUCAGAAUUCCUGUAAAUAACAAGUAAAUCAAAGAAGAGAGAGACUUUGUUGACCAUGUAAAUACUAAGGAAAUCGAAAUCGGGCAACUAAUUUUACCUUGUAAUACAAUUUUAAAUUGAAUAGGGGAGAUUGGUUUGACCCUGGAGGAGAAUGAGAAAAUCUAUUUGCCCCUGUAUAAACCCUUUAAAUUGAAAUAGGGGACUAAUUUGACUCUGACCAUAAAUUCCCUGUAAAUUGAACAAAGGACACCGUGAAACCAUGUAAAUAUCACCGCCGUGUACAUCGAUAAUGUAAAUGGAUAAACAAAGCUAACUGAUUUAUGUAAACAGUAUGUCGUCACUUGUUGCUUGUGAAAGUUGUGACGUAGUAUAUAGAGUAUUCUCAUGAUUAUAAUUACGGACUUCAAAAUCACUUGCUUUAUAGAAUAAAUACUACUACUGUAGAGAAUCAAUAUUGACAUUGUAAUCUUCAUCCACCUUCUAGUCUACAGAUAAUAAACUGUAAUGUAAGGAAUAUGCAAACAAGUCUAUGAACUUGUUAUUUUCUUUUCCUUGAGGAUACAAACUGUUGUCAAAAGACAUCUGGCAUCCACAAGGGGGACGCAAGAGUCAUGAUGAACAUCAAUUGUCUCACUAGAAGGUUCAUAUAAUAGGAUAUAACAUUAUGCCUUAUUGUCUUCUACCAUUUAUCCGUGGAAAGAAAUUUAUCCGUUAGAUAGCACUACCCGACGCUUGAACAACCGGGGUGAAAUGGGUAUGGGUUGUGGCGGACACCAUUGUUACCUCUAAAAUCUUGUCACUCUGCCCAGAAAGACUAAGCGAUGUCUCCAUUGUACUUCUCAUAAUUGUCCUACGUCAGUUCCUUUGAUAAACCCCUUAAUCCGGGUGUAGAAAGUGGGUCCAGUCCUUUUCCUCCGAUCGCAUGUGUGACUACAUCGAUGACGGGUGGUUUGGGAUUGCAAAAACAACAACAAGUAGGUUGAGUAUGAUCGUCAGGGUGAACGAAGUCCUGAAUAGGACUGUGGUUAUUGACAGUGACUGACGUUUCGACAACCUGUGCGGUAGUUAUCUUCAGAGUCAAAGUGAGUUGUAUCACGUCAGCUGAUGGUAUUAAACUCUGGUUAUUGACCAGAUUGGUCAACUAAGUCGCGAUGUUAUUGUUCGUCUGUCAGUAAUAAUAAUAAUCAUAAUGAUAAUGAUGAUGAUAAUAAUAAUAAUAACAAUAAUGAUUUCAUCAUUUUACCACAACAUAUCCUCUCUCAACCAAGCACGCACAUCAAGAAUGCAGUUCUCCAGUGCAGUCAUGGUUUUUUGAGUUCGCUCAAGCUAUCAGAUGGUCUGAAUGACAUAUAA
Molecule: messenger RNA, 11625 nt
Organism: Porites lobata
Lineage: Eukaryota; Metazoa; Cnidaria; Anthozoa; Scleractinia; Poritidae
Source: the annotation of a GenBank genome assembly